UUCUAAUUCCCGCCAACUCAGAUUUUAACAAUCCGCGAAACCCUAACGUCAUUAUAGGAGCGGAGAUUGAGCUUUCUAGCGACCUGAUCAGCUUUGACAAUUCCCCCGGAGGUCGAGUUUUCGGGAAGGAUAGAGAUAUGUCAAGUAUAACUGUCUGUGCUCGCUUCAGGCCUUUAAGUUCAAAAGAGAAAAGAGAUCACAACGACUCUAUUUGCAUCCAUAUUCUGGAUGCCGGAACUUUAAUUUUCAAGGAUGAGAAGGAAGAAGAUCAUCUAUUCUGUUUUGACAGGGUGUUCUGUCAGGAGUCUGAGCAAUCGGAUGUGUAUGAAUUCCUUGCUCUGCCUAUAAUCCAAGAUGCUGUUAAUGCAAUUAAUGGAACAAUCCUUACUUAUGGACAGACUGGAGCAGGGAAGACAUAUAGUAUGGAGGGGCCGAACAUCCUAGAGGGCAAUGAGAAGAAGAAAGGACUACUUCCACGAGUUGUGGAGGGACUUUUUGAUUGUCUCAGAUCUUCUGAAAAAGUAUACACGGUCAAGUUGUCAAUGGUGGAGAUCUAUAUGGAGAAAGUAAGAGAUCUUUUCGAUUUAUCUAAGGACAAUUUACAGAUUAAGGAGGAUAAAAUUCAAGGAAUAUAUUUGUCAGGGGUAACUGAGGUUUCUGUUUUAGACCCUGAAGAAGCCUUGCAAAACCUAUGUAAUGGAAUUGCUAAUAGGGCAGUUGGAGAGACACAAAUGAACAUGGCCAGCAGCAGAAGUCACUGUGUUUACAUAUUUACAAUUCAGCAAGAAUGCACUGGAGAGAGGAGGCUGAAAACUGGAAAGAUAAUUCUUGUUGACUUGGCUGGCUCCGAAAAGGUAGAGAAAACUGGAGCUGAAGGGAAAGUCCUUGAAGAAGCAAAGACCAUCAAUAAGUCCCUCUCAGCCCUUGGCAAUGUAAUCAAUGCUCUGACUAGCGGAACACCAGGCAAAGCUAACCAUAUUCCUUAUCGUGAUUCUAAACUCACACGAAUUCUACAAGAUGCUCUUGGUGGCAAUUCCAGAACAGCAUUACUAUGUUGUUGCUCACCAAGCACCUUGAAUGCAUCAGAAAGUUUGUCUACUCUUCGCUUUGGUGCAAGGGCAAAACACAUAAAGACAUCACCACGGGCUAACUAUAAUAGAGAUAAAUGUGAAAAGAAGCAAUUGGAUCUGGAUAUCUGUCCUGUUAAAGAUGAGUUAUAUGAGAUGAUACUGAAGAAGUUAAGGGAGAAACUAGAGGCUGAAGAUGUGAAGUUACUGGAGGAGUUGUUUAAAAUAGAGGGGAUCUUCUCUGAUCUUAGUUCAGCUGAAGAAAUUGAAUCAGCUUAUGAAGAUGUUACUUUUCGUACAGUUUCUUCAUUGCACCAAGCCCUGGACGAGCUUACAAGAACUGUUGACAAGCUUAAGAGAGAGAACAAGGAUCUUGAGGCCAAAUUGGUAGAGACUGAAAGGGUUAUUGGCGUACACCGUGACAAUGCUAAUGAAGGCGUACAUUUCCUGGAUAAGAUUUUGAGUGUCAUCAGCCUUUUCAUGUCCAUGCUUUUGGUAUGUCUCACACUAGAAAAGAUGCUGAGAUAAGAAGUAAAUUGCUGCUGGACUCGUAGAUCUCUUAGAAGUUUCUUAAGAGGUGGUUCCGUUGGUACUAUGCAUUUAUUUCUGGGUGGCGUUUUUGUUCUA
Molecule: messenger RNA, 1694 nt
Organism: Nelumbo nucifera (sacred lotus)
Lineage: Eukaryota; Viridiplantae; Streptophyta; Magnoliopsida; Proteales; Nelumbonaceae
Product: ATP binding microtubule motor family protein
Biological process (GO): microtubule-based movement
Molecular function (GO): ATP binding; microtubule binding; microtubule motor activity
Source: RefSeq, a predicted model, not a curated record